Molecule: messenger RNA, 1767 nt
Organism: Orbilia oligospora ATCC 24927
Lineage: Eukaryota; Fungi; Ascomycota; Orbiliomycetes; Orbiliales; Orbiliaceae
Exons: 4
Coding region: 1-1767 (588 amino acids)
Source: RefSeq, a predicted model, not a curated record
AUGCCUUCUCACACAGAGAAGGUUGCAGAACUGCUCGCCCGUCCACUGCCUCAAAUCAUCCAGCGGGACGACACUGAUCCCGAAAAUACCCCCACAGACGAUAGUAUCCAUCCUGAUCACAUCUUCUUCUGGGAUGGAUUUGUCGAAGACGUUAAAAAGACAAUAUCAGAAACGGAUUUAUCGCAAGAUGUAUCCCUGACGGAUGCCCCGGAAGGUGAAUGCAUCAUUGUAGGCAAUAGGUUUGCCCUAACAGGUCGAUUUAAUGCGAAUGUUGGAGUUCCAUUAGCGAAGGCAUUCAUCGCUACAUCUGGCACUAGGGAGGAAUUGAAGAACCUGAGGUUUGCUGAUGCAGAAGUUGUGCCGUUGUUUCAGAGGUUUGGUGCUCCAGAUGUAGUUUUGGUUGAAUUAAAAAAAGAAGGGGGGGAUAUCAAACCCUUGCUGAAGGCCGUUGGGGAAAUCAAAAGGUUUUGGACGGCAAAGGGUUUUAAUGAUAUUCGGGUAUCUGAAGGAGAAAAGGGUUUGGGGAGAGAGUUUUUAAAGAACUAUGUGAAAGAGAUUGGUCAGCUCGCAAAGUUCAUGCACUGUAUUAACCUUAGAUACGGGUUUAUUUCAAACUACGAAAGCACCAUAUUCGUGAGACGUACGGGAGCUAGAAGAUUUGAACUUACGGAUCCAAUUGGGUUUCACGAUGCCGGACCUACAGUUAGACAGUGCUUUUAUCAUUUUGGUACCUUGCUUGUAGAUGAUCCUGGCUUUGAAUAUACAGGUCGAAUGCUCAGGAUCCCACCAUCUAGAGACAGUACGGACUCCCCGCCAGUGUAUUCGGAACCAGCACCAGAGAAUGAGGGUCAAGAGGAGGACGAUGAAGGGACAGAAAACCGAGGGGAGGAAUUUAGGCCAAGUCAAGGGCCUACGGCUGGAUCUAUGGCUGUCACUACAGUCCCUACCGAAGACUGUGGAGAUGUUAAGCACGAAGAAGCCGGGCCGAUAGAGCAGGCCCUGUCGAUACAGAACGAAGAUACUCCCGCCAGUAUUGGGCAUAGUCGAGCUCAGAGCCCUAGGGAGAAAGAAACGCCAGAUGCCACCGUUGAGCAAUCAUCACCAGUACAAGAAAGCAUUGCCACUGCAGUUACCCCCGCUGACGUCUCGGGCAAGCCAAGAAAAAUCUCGGAUAUCACUUGCAGGUCUGUUGUAUUCAAGAAUGAGACGGACACCUAUAUAUUCGAUAUCGUAGAAACAGUUAAAGAGAAUCACCAUAACGGGAAGAAGGUUUUCCGCGCAACCUUAGAGGGACAGGAGGUUAUUGCCAAAUUCUGGCCGGAGAGUUUAUUUAAGCUUUAUACACGUGAAAGAAACACCUACCAUCAUCUCCCUCCAAGUCCAUACUUUCCUCAAAUGAUUGCAUAUGGUGAUUUAAUCCUAUCUCACUCAUUGGAGAGGGGCUAUAUUCUUGUCAUAACCCAAGAAAAAGGCAUUCAGCUCGGAUACAAGAUGAUAGAGCAAACUCCCAAAGCAGAGAAGAGGAGAAUCAGAAACGCAUUGAUCAAGGCAGUUAAAGUUUUGAGAGAGAGGGAUUCCAUGCAUGGAGACCCACAACCGUCGAAUGUUUUAUGGGAUUCGGGGACUGGCAAGCUGAAAUUAUUGGACUUUGAGAUUAUGUGGGAGAAUUAUGACGAGGAUCCGGCGGACAAGGUUGAAGUUUUGGGGAUUUUGGGGAAGAUUGACGACGGUGAUAGUGAUGACAAGGCUAUUGAUGUGGGGGAGUGA